Messenger RNA from Gracilinanus agilis (Agile Gracile Mouse Opossum), 351 nucleotides. RefSeq names its product adipogenesis regulatory factor (gene ADIRF). The transcript is spliced from 2 exons. The annotation marks the transcript as partial. NCBI's taxonomy places the organism in Eukaryota, Metazoa, Chordata, Mammalia, Didelphimorphia, Didelphidae. The record is from RefSeq and is a predicted model, not a curated record.
UUAUCUAUUGCAGCAAAUACAGCAGCAGAGACUGUCCAAAAGGCUGCAAACCAGGCCACAGAGGCUGGACAGAAAGCCAUGGACCACUUGAUCAAGACCACCCAGGAGGGCAUUGACAAAACAUCAGGUCAGGCUGCAGAAGCCAUUUCAAGCUUCGGGAAGAAAUACGGGCUCCAGAAAUGAUCGUCUAUGGAAAGAAGAAAAAGAAUAACCCCUCUCUCUCCUCAAGCCUGGAUCCUCACUUCUUCAUCAGGCUAGGUCAUGGCCAGGGCCGCCAUUUUGAAAUGCCCCCAUGGAGUCUGAUCUCUUAUUAAAAGAAUUCCUUUUAUGUGGAAGGAAUGGAAACCCAAA